GCAGCUUUACAGUGUUAAACAGGAAAAUAGUGUCAAUAUUGAAAACAAAAAUUAAAUGUUGGUGUAAAGCAGCUUUAAAAAGAGGACAAUAAUAAACAGUCAACAUUUCAGUUAAAGUCAGCUGGUCGUCUCUCUCUCUCUCUCUCUCUCUCUCUCAGUUUAUUGGCGGGUCGCAAUACACCAAAAAUACAUUUACAAUAAUUGUCCUGACCACAGUAACUUCCAUUAAAUGUUUCCUGUAAUUACAACACAGUGGUCUGGAGGAUUCUUGCACCAUUUCUCUUUGCAAAACUUUUUUCAGUUCAGCACAAUUCUCAUAUGGGUAACUUCAGAAGGUAUAUUUUCAUUUUAUGGUUUAUUUAUUCCUGUGCUUCAUCUGUCAAUAAAAAAUGUAUAUGUGAAUAUGAAGGAUUUCCCAUACUGAUUUUUCAUAGUUUACCUGUAUUUUGAAAUACAUAUUGCACUAUGUUAGGUUUUAGUGUUGAUGGAGAUGUCUGUAAAAUUAAUAGAAAAUGCUAGUACUUUUCUGUCAGGAUAUUAUCUGAUCUAUCUUUUUACUUUCAGUUAAUUAAUGCAGUGGCAUGCACCUCUGUGAAAACAUGACAGACUGUGGUUUAGAGAGAAAAAAGCGGAAUUGGAGUACAGCCAACAGACUAACACAGAAGUAGUUUUCAUCUCGGUGAUUAUAGAUGCACUACAGUACUUAAUUUUCUGCAUUUCUCCUUUUCUAAACUGAUGAAGAAAAUGAUUCACUCGUUUGUUUUUUGCUGUUUGUGCUUUUGGAACCUGACUGCUCGUCUGCCUGUUCCUGUCAUCAGCAGAGACUCUUCACAAUGUUCUUUAUCAUCAUCACAGCAGAAUUGUUCAUUGUUGUGUUCAGUGGUGAAUGUGGGUCAUGCAACUCUCUCCUGGUACAAAGGAAACAGUUUAUUGUCCAGCAUCAGUGUGUCUGAUCUCAGCAGAAGCCUUUCUUUAGAUGUGAAAUAUACAGAUAAAAACACCUACAGCUGUGUGGUAAACAAUCCCAUCAGCAACCAGACUCAACAUCUGGACAUUAGCAAACUCUGUAAACCAUGUUCAGGUCCACAGUCUACUUCAAACUCUACUUCACAUCCUCUAGGCUCUGAAACUCAUACAGUGCUGAUCUUGGCAGCUGUUGCUGGAUCUCUGUUUAUUGUAGCUGCUGUCGGGAUCUUCUGGAUCUGCAAGAGACACAGAAAAACAGACCAAGAAGGAACAGAUCAGACUCGUAAUGAAGAGAUCACUUACGCCGAUCCAACAUUCUACAAACGGAAAGCACAGAAAUCGGGAGUCAAACAGGAGGAGGAGGUGGUGUAUGCAGGCAUCGUCCCAAGAACUUGAUCAAAUUCCUUAUUCACGUUGCAAUCACAGUCAGUACGGUUUACAAGCACGCUACAAAGACCGCUACAGCAGACUAUAAAGCUGUUUUUCUGCAAAAAAAAAAAAAAAAAAAAAAAAAGUCACCAGGACUACAUUAGGGUUUAGAUAAACUUAUCUAAGAUAUUGUUAUGUAUGCUCAGCUUUGGGAUAAAAUCAGACCCUAGGUUAUAUAUUCAAAUAAAUUUAUACAUGACUUAGUUACUUAGGUGACCUAUGUGUUUUUUCAUAUUCGUCAUCUUUUCCUAUCAAAAUGCUUGCUACGGAUGCGUAAACAGAAAAUUUAAACUGGUCCAAAUUUUUAUGAUGGACAAACGUUUUGUAGGCAGGGUGUAAACAUGAUUGACACGACGUGAGGUCAUAUUUAUUUUUUAACGUGCAAAAAUUUCGUACUGUAUGACCCUUACUGGAUUUCACCUGAUUGUGCGCCCUUUCAAUACCGUCAGUAACUGUCACUGACAGUUUUUAUGAGCUGGCUUAUGAGUACCUCGUGUUUGAUCUGAUCUCAAGGCAAUCCGUCACAUAAACAAAUGACAGCUCUGUCACAGCAAUAGCGCUUCAUGCAGCGUGAAGUGAACUAGUGAUUCUUUGUGGUUUUACCAUAAAUAACACAAAAAAAAAAAAAAAACAUGAUAACUACAGUUACAACUAUAUUAACCACAAAUCAACAAUGGUAUUUGUAAUAAAACUGUGGUUACAAAUGGUAAUCAAUGCACCAAAACCAGAAUCAUGGUUACUACUAGUGUUGGGUUCGAGUCCACCUAAGUCGAGUCCGAGUCUUUAACCGGUCGAGUCCAAAAUGGGCAGAGUCAGACUCAAGUCCGAGUCCCAAAGGGCCGAGUCCGAGUCCAAGUAAACGCUACUGUUUGUCAGUAUCUUAACAUUGUUUUAACCCAAAGGGUUCCCAAACUCGGUCCUAAAGGGUCAGUGUCCUACAGAGUUUAGCUCCAGCCCCAAUUAAACACACCUGAACCAACUGAUCAAGCUCUUACUAGGCAUACUAGAAACUCCCUGGCAGGUGUGUUGAGGCAAGUUGAGCUAAACCAAGGACCAGGACAGAGUUUGGGCACCCCUGUUUUUAACUAGAAAAAUGCAAUGUGAAUUGAAAAGCAAAAAGCAAAGAAAAACAAACCUCUAGUGGAUCUUGAGAUUUUGAUUUUUGAUUUCACAGCAUCUCAUAAUUAGUGUCGUGGUCUGCUUAGCAAACUUAAAGUCAUGUAACAGAAGUUAUGUCUUGUGACAUAUUUCAGAGUGAAACAGGUUUUAGAAUGUGAUAAAUUAUAGGGUGGUACUUGACUUUAUUCAUUGAUAUAGUAAAUGUAUAAAUUCAAGGGUGGGGGUAAAGGAGUAGGUAUCUUGGUGAAUGGGACCUUAAGAGCAGAAAAUGCACCUCUUUUAUUUCUGAUUGUGGCUGUGUGUGUUUUGGGUUUUAUAUGUCUUUUUUUUUUUCUUGGAUGAAAAUGAGACUGUGAGGGAUAAACCUAGUCUUUACAAUGACACACUGUGUAUAAAACUAUGUGUAUAUAUACUUUCCAUAAGUCACAGCAAACUCACACCUGUUUUAUUUUUGAAUGCAUUUAUAGUUACAUUAAUUACAAUAAAUUACAUUAUAUAAAGAAAAACUGAUGAUGUGCCAUUGAAUUAUUAGAAAAUCAUGCACACCCAAGGUGGUUUUGGACCCAUUAAAACUACUGCUGCAAAGAUGUUAGAAAAAUGAUUUUUCUUUGAAGCUAGAAAUUGCCACCAUGUUUAAAAAAUAAUAAUGAUUUACAGCAAAAACUAAUCAACUAAUGUAAGUAAAACAUUCUCAAGCUUACUGAAGGCAAGUAAACACUCCAAGUAGGCAUAUUAAAAACAACAGGAUAAAGAAAUA
Molecule: messenger RNA, 3271 nt
Organism: Labeo rohita (rohu)
Lineage: Eukaryota; Metazoa; Chordata; Actinopteri; Cypriniformes; Cyprinidae
Exons: 5
Coding region: 736-1362 (208 amino acids)
Source: RefSeq, a predicted model, not a curated record